AUGUAUUGCUUGUUACGUUCUUGUUUUCAAACAGGCCUUCGUUUGACAUCGAAGAUCAAGUUGACCUAUGUUUGCAUUUCCAUUGGCCUUGUUGCUUUGCUUGACUUUUUUGGAGCAUUCACUCACUUAUUUGAGAUUACAUAUGAUUCAAAUUUUGUUUAUCCGUACGAAGGUGAUAUACAUCAUUUUGUGAACGCGUUACGACACAAUGAAGAACCUGCUGUCGAACCCAUAAAUGAAUAUAAGUAUACAUUUCUGCUUAAUAACCAACAGAAAUGUGUAGACGCUGCGUAUAGUACAUUUCGUGUUGUCUACGUAAUAAAAUCUUCAAUAGAGAAUUUUGAACGACGAUCAGCAAUUAGAAAUUCUUGGGGUUUUGAAAAACGAUUUUUUGAUGUACCUUUGAAAACAAUUUUUAUGUUAGGUGUACAUCCAUAUGAUGAUGUACUUCAAGCAAAAGUAAAAAUUGAGGCUGCAAAAUAUAGAGAUAUCAUACAAGCAGAUUUUAUAGAUACAUAUUAUAAUAAUACUAUCAAAACUAUAAUGGGUUUCAAGUGGUUAGUAAAGUAUUGUCUAAACUCAAAGUUUUAUAUGUUUGUUGAUGAUGAUAUAUACGUUUCUGUAAAAAAUGUUUUAAGAUUUAUAAGAAAUCCAGUUAACUAUCCUGAUUAUUUGAAAGAACCUAAAAAGAUUGGUAUUCAUAAAAGAGAAAUUAAAGAUAGUGAUAAAAUGGAUAAUGAUACUAUUACGCAAAAAAAUACUUUUGAUGAAAAAAGUUCACUUAUUUAUGAAAAAUUAGGAAGAAAAGAACAUCUCGUGGACCAAAUUAUUCGUAAAUUAAAGCAAAAUUCUUAUAAUAGAACUUUACAUACAAUUCCUGCAAUUAAUUACAGUAGACAAAAUAGUGUAAACUUAAAAUCUCUUCAGAAAGAUAAUAGUGCAUUUAUGAUGAAUAGAACGAAAAGGCAAAUAUUUAAUUUUGAACUUCCGGAUGAUGUUAGGUUGUUUGCAGGAUUUGUAUUUGUAUCUUCACCUCAUCGCCACAAAUCUUCCAAAUGGUACAUUUCUCUUAGCGAAUAUCCAUAUCACUUGUGGCCACCUUAUAUUACAGCUGGUGCAUAUAUAUUAUCCAAAGAAGCUCUUUUAGAUAUGUAUUAUACUAGUCUUUAUACUAAACACUUCAAAUUUGAUGAUAUUUUUUUAGGCAUAGUUGCAAAAAAGGCAGACAUAGAACCUUUUCAUUGUGAGGAAUUUCAUUUUCAUAAAAAAGACUACACAAAAUUUAAUUAUAAAUAUGUAAUAACUUCUCAUGGAUAUGGAAAUCCAAAUGAGUUAUUGACUAUAUGGAACGAACAAAAAGCUCUUGGUAAUGCCUAA
Heterotrigona itama is the source of this 1377-nucleotide messenger RNA. NCBI's taxonomy places the organism in Eukaryota, Metazoa, Arthropoda, Insecta, Hymenoptera, Apidae. The record is from the annotation of a GenBank genome assembly.